Molecule: messenger RNA, 1125 nt
Organism: Colletotrichum graminicola M1.001
Lineage: Eukaryota; Fungi; Ascomycota; Sordariomycetes; Glomerellales; Glomerellaceae
Exons: 2
Coding region: 1-1125 (374 amino acids)
Source: RefSeq, a predicted model, not a curated record
AUGUCUCAAGCCGUGUUCACGACCGUCUUCGCCUCCAUUUUCUACGUCGCAAAGGUCGCCAUCAACGACCGCUCCGUCGCCAAUGGACUCUUCAAGGUCGUCAAGAAGCAGCUCCACGGGAAGCCCAUCCCCUUCACCUCCUCCAAGGCCAUGGACAGCAUGUUGACCAUGCUCGUGCGCUUCUUCCAGCCCAUCCUUACCGGCAAGGACCCUGCUCUCACCCUCUUCUCCGUCUUCAUGAUCGGCCAGAUGUUGGCGCUGCAGGUCAUCGUCCAGCUGGAAGGCCUGAGAGCCGGUAACCGGGGGAAGCUGAUCUCAUACACGACCUAUUGGGGUUUCGUGUGGCAGCUCUGCACCAUCGGCAUCACAUUGCCCAUAUACUUCCUCCUCUACACCUACACCUCCGCCAUCCCGCACGCCGUCGGCCCGGGAGCCUUCGCGGCCGCCAUCUCCGUCGACCCGGUCCAGGCCCGCGCCGUGCUCUGGUCCGUGACUCUCGGCGCCGCCCUGCCGACGCUGCUGGCCGCCCUGCCGCCCCCCCACGUCAUCGCCCCGCGCACGUCCGACGUCUUCCUCGCCGCCUGGCAGGUCUUCCCGCUGUGGACCGGCAUCGCGCAGCUCGCCUUCUCCCGGGCCAUCGCCUUCCUGCGCGUGGUGCCCCGGGCAUGGACCCCUGCGGCGGCGUGGGGCCGCACGAGCAGGGAGCUGAGCAGGGUCUACGCCUCCGUCCUGCCCGUCGUCGCCCUGAUCUCGUGCGGCGCGCUCGGCUACGCCUUCUGGGCCUCGGGCGGGGCCCCGGAGCCCACGGCCGCGAUGCUGAAGCGCAUGUUCGUGCCGCCGUCGCCCGUCUCCAGGGCCAAGAUGGCGUCGCUCGAGAAGGGGAUCCUGGGGCUGCUGCAGUGGGACAUGUACUGCGCGUCCCUGGCGACGUGGACCUGGGUCGCGUACAUGGCGUACCAGCGCAAGGGCGCGAGGGGCGCCGUGUCGGACCUCGGGAAGCUGGUCAUGUGGAGCCCCGUCGUCGGGCCCUGCGGCGCCGCCUUGGCCGUCGUAUGGGAGCGGGAUGUCGAGGCGCUGAAGGACGUCGGUGAGAAGGAGGUUGUAGAGGAGAAGAAGACCAAAUAG